AUGGCGCCGGGUUUCGAUCAACUAUCUGAUCAUGACUUUGAAGAUGACAUAGACGACAUUGACUUCAGCGACCUCAAGGAGCGAUACGAUGUGCGCAUGGAAGAAGGCCUGGAUACUUUUGUCGUCAUCGAUGGUCUUCCCAUUGUCAACAAUGACCAGAAAGCCAAAUUGGUCAAGUUUCUGCUGAAGAGACUGAACACCGUCGGAAGAAUAAAGGAUGGCGAAGAAUCCGUCUUCAUGCCUAUGAACGACCAAGGCGUGUCCGAGGGAUUCGCUUUCGUCGAAUACCAAACCCCAGAACAAGCCAUUGCCGCUACGAAACAGCUCCACGGCGUUGCCCUCGACAAGAAACAUACACUCGCCGUCAACAAACUAACGGAUAUCGAGAAAUACGGAAGAGAGGGAAGAAUUGAUGAACAGUAUGUACCUCCAGAGGUCGAGCCAUUCUCGGAAAAGGAACACCUCAGGUCUUGGCUUUUCGAUCCUGCCGCUCGAGACCAAUUUGCAAUGUUCCGUGGCGACAAGGUCGGGGUGUUCUGGAACAAUAAGAAGGAGCCUCCAGAGAUGGUGGUCGAUCGAAUGCACUGGACCCAACUCUUUGUAUCUUGGUCACCACAGGGAACAUAUCUCGCCUCAGUACAUCAACAGGGCGUGCAACUAUGGGGCGGACCGUCCUUCAAGAGAAUCAGACAAUUCCCUCAUCCUUUCGUCAGUCUUAUUGAAUUCUCUCCUGGAGAGAAAUAUAUCACAACCUGGUCACAUCAACCAAUCGUGGUGGAGGAAGGCAAAGGGCCUCUUACAAUUGAUGAGGAAGGAAAGCAUAUCAUCAUUUGGGACAUUGAGACCGGCAAACCCCUCCGAUCUUUCACCGCCUAUGAUCUGACCCCUCCUCCCGGCACCGACCCUUCUGCAGUGCCUCCAAAAGCCAAGGUUCAAUGGCCAGCGUUCAAAUGGUCUGCCGACGAGAAGUAUGUGGCCCGGAUGAAACCACACGAGAGCAUUUCAAUCUAUGAACUACCGCGAAUGAACCUCCUGGACAAGACUUCGGUGAAAGCUGAAGGUAUUGUGGACUUCGAGUGGGCACCGGCCAUCACGCAACGAGAGGGCGUCAAGACGUACGAGUCUCUCCUCUGUUACUGGACCCCCGAGAUGGGUUCCAACCCUGCCAAAGUCGCUUUGAUGUCCGUGCCCAGCAAAGAGAUUGUACGGACGAGGAAUCUAUUCAACGUCACCGACGCAAAGCUUCACUGGCAAUCUGAAGCCAAGUUCAUCUGCGUAAAAGUCGACCGACACUCCAAGUCCAAGAAGUCGCUUGCCACGAACCUUGAAAUCUUCCGCAUCAAAGAGAAGGGUGUACCGGUUGAAGUUGUUGAUAGCCUGAAGGAUACAGUCAUUAACUUUGCCUGGGAACCCAAGGGCGAUAGGUUUGUUCUUAUCACAGCUGGCGAGGCCGUAGCUGGGUCAAAUGUCCUGCCAAAGACGGCUGUCUCAUUCUUCGCACCCGAGAAGAUCAAGGGCCCGGGUACUGGAGCCUUCAAACUGGUCAGGACGAUUGACAAGAAGAACAGCAAUGGUAUCUAUUGGUCACCCAAGGGUCGAUUUGUGGUUGUGGCCACUGUUAGCGUACAACAGCACUCGGAUAUGGACUUCUACGACUUGGACUACGAGGGAGAGAAGCCUGAAUCUGAAGCCAACGUUGCAGCCAACUUGAUGCUUAUGAACUCUGAGGAUCACUAUGGCAUGACGGAUGUUGACUGGGAUCCCACCGGCAGAUAUGUCACCACGAGCGCCAGCGUGUGGACACAUCAGAUGGAAAAUGGCUACAAGAUGUGGACCUUUUCUGGACAGCUUUUGACCGAAGCGCCCACGGAGAAAUUCAAGCAACUACUUUGGCGCCCACGGCCUCCAACGAUUCUGUCGAAAGAAGAACAACGCACCAUUCGACGCAAUCUUCGGGAAUACUCGAAGGAGUUCGAUGAGCUCGAUAAGGAAUUGGAAGAAGGUGCUAACCUGGCUGUUGUCGAGGCCAGGCGGAGGUUGUACAUGGAAUGGUAUAGCUGGGUGGCUCAAGAGAAGGAACUUCUUAAAGAAGAACGAGAGGAGUUGGGUCUGCCCGAUCCAGAGUCCGAGCUGCAAUUGCAACGUACCAAGAGCUUGGAAGCCGACGGCGAGAAGGUCGUCGAGGAAGUUGUUGAGGAAGUCAUUGAGGAGACGGAGGAGAUUGUGCAGUAG
This is a messenger RNA of Exophiala spinifera, 2232 nucleotides long. Its product is annotated as eukaryotic translation initiation factor 3 subunit B. The record is from RefSeq and is a predicted model, not a curated record. Gene Ontology annotation, molecular function: translation initiation factor binding; translation initiation factor activity; RNA binding. The transcript is spliced from 4 exons. Gene Ontology annotation, cellular component: eukaryotic translation initiation factor 3 complex. Bases 1 to 2232 code for a protein of 743 amino acids. Lineage: Eukaryota; Fungi; Ascomycota; Eurotiomycetes; Chaetothyriales; Herpotrichiellaceae. Gene Ontology annotation, biological process: translational initiation.